AUGUCUUCAGUUCCGCCUCAGAGAGAGUUUAUCAACGAGCAGGUAACUCCUGCUGGAGAAACAUUCACAGAGUUGAAAGAAAUCAACGUAAAGAUGGAGGAAGAGAUGGAGGAUCAGCGCAGACUGAUGGAUUUCAGCCGGAUACCGAAGAUCAUCUUACACCGAAUAGAUCUCCCACAAUGCUGGAAAGAGGAGGAGGUUCUCAAUGAGCUCAGCAACCCAGAGGAAAACUCCACUUUGGAUCAAGAGGAACCAGAACCUCUGCAGAUAAAACGGGAACAAGAGGAACCAGAACCUCUGCAGAUAAAAGAGGAACAAGAGGAACCAGAACAUCAACAGUUCAAAGACGAAGAGAAGCAACUCUGCAUCAGUCAGGAUGAAGAGCAUCUUGUGCUGAAACAGGAGACUGAUGACAUGUUGGUGAACAAACAGCAGAAAGGCACAACUGAGACUUCAGAAAAAGAAAAACACAAGAAAACUCAACCAAACCAAAAUCUAUAUUCUUGUAAAAUUUGUGAUAAAACCUUUUCUCGAAAUAAUUCCUUCAUGAUACACGUGAGAACUCACACGGCCAAGAAAUCUUUCACAUGUUCAACCUGUGGAAAAGGUUACACUCACAAGAGUCGUUUAACUAAUCACAUGAGAAUUCAUACAGGUGAAAAACCGUUCACAUGUGCAGCAUGUGGAAAAAGUUUCCAUCAGAUUGGCAUUUUAAACAGACACAUAAGAAUUCACUCAGGUGAGAAGCCUUACACGUGCACAACCUGUGGAAAAAGUUUUGCGUCUAAAUCUCAGUUACUUGAUCACAUGACGAUUCAUACAGGUGAGAAGCCUUUCUCAUGUGGGAACUGUGGAAAAAGUUUCCGGAGGAAACCUCACUUGGUUAGUCACAUGAGAGUUCACACAGGUGAGAAGCCGUUCUCAUGUGGGACCUGUGGAAAAUGUUUCGCUCAUAAAAAAAGUUUAACUGUUCACAUGAGAGUUCACACUGGUGAGAAGGCUUUCUCAUGUGGGACCUGUGGAAAAGGUUUCACUCAUAAAAAAAGUUUAACUGCUCACAUGAGAUUUCACACAGGUGAGAAGCCUUUCUCAUGUGGAACUUGUGGAAAAAGUUUCACUUAUAAAAAAAGUUUAAAUAUUCACAUGAGAAUUCACACUGGAGAGAAGCCUUUCUCAUGUGAGAUCUGUGGAAAAGGUUUUACUCAUAAAAAAAGCUUAACUGCUCACAUGAUAAUUCAUACAGAUGAGAAGCCGUUCUCUUGUGGAACCUGUGGAAAAUGUUUUGCUGUAAAACACCUUUUACAUUUUCACAUGAAG
Messenger RNA from Xiphophorus maculatus (southern platyfish), 1317 nucleotides. Its product is annotated as gastrula zinc finger protein XlCGF57.1-like. The annotation marks the transcript as partial. NCBI's taxonomy places the organism in Eukaryota, Metazoa, Chordata, Actinopteri, Cyprinodontiformes, Poeciliidae. Gene Ontology annotation, biological process: regulation of transcription by RNA polymerase II. The transcript has 5 exons. Gene Ontology annotation, molecular function: RNA polymerase II cis-regulatory region sequence-specific DNA binding; DNA-binding transcription factor activity, RNA polymerase II-specific. The record is from RefSeq and is a predicted model, not a curated record.